Molecule: messenger RNA, 1186 nt
Organism: Lycium barbarum (goji berry)
Lineage: Eukaryota; Viridiplantae; Streptophyta; Magnoliopsida; Solanales; Solanaceae
Product: NAP1-related protein 2-like
Exons: 10
Coding region: 157-984 (275 amino acids)
Biological process (GO): nucleosome assembly
Cellular component (GO): nucleus; chromatin
Molecular function (GO): histone binding; chromatin binding
Source: RefSeq, a predicted model, not a curated record
ACACGGACAAAGUCACACGUGCACUGUUCCACUAUCACCACAUAUAAACUCCCCCCACACCCCCUGGCCACACACACGCACGGGGUUUAGGGUUUAAGGCAGUAAGUUACAUUCAACAAACCUCUCUAUUUCUCUCUCAGGGUUUUAGAGAAUAAGAUGGGUGCAGACAAAGGGAAGAAGCAAAAACUUGAUGAAGAAAACAACAACAUUGAUGGUGACCUUGUUAUUUCCAUUGAGAAAUUGCAAGAAAUACAAGACGAGCUUGAGAAGAUCAAUGAAGAAGCAAGUGAUAAAGUAUUGGAAGUGGAACAGAAGUACAAUGUGAUCCGCAAGCCUGUCUAUGAUAAGCGAAACAACAUCAUUAAAACUAUUCCGGACUUCUGGUUGACUGCUUUUUUGAGUCAUCCUGUCCUAGGUGAACUUCUAACUGAAGAAGACCAAAAGAUCUUCAAGUCUCUUAGUUCUAUUGAAGUGGAAGAAUCUAAAGAUGUGAAGUCGGGCUACUCGAUCACCUUUAACUUCAAUGCAAAUCCUUAUUUUGAAAAUACAAAGCUCUCAAAGACCUAUACCUUCCUUGAAGAUGGACCCACAAAGAUUUCUGCUACAACAAUAAAAUGGAAAGAAGGCAUGGGCAUUCCUAAUGGAGUUGCUCACGAGAAGAAUGGAAACAAGCGAUCUCAUGCUGAGGAAAGUGUAAUAGUUCUGGCCAUCCUUGCUCAGUUGCUUUCUCUCUUGGGUCUUCUAUGCAGCUUCUUUACAUGGUUCAGUGAAGUCAACCAAAAAGAUGAGGAUGAGGAUGAGGCUCUAGAGAUUCAGGAUGAGGUUGCGGAGAUAAUUAAGGACGACUUGUGGCCGAACCCGCUCACUUAUUUUAACAAUGAGCCUGAUGAAGAAGAUUUUGAUGCUGACGAGGGUAAGGACAGUGAAGGCUCUGAAGACGAUGAGGAACAAGAUGAGGAUGACGAAGAUGGUGACGAAGAGUGAAAGCAGAUAAACCAUUCAACACCUAUCUUAUCUUAGGAUCUCAUCUUGAAUGGUUUAAUCAUCGGGAUUUGGUGUCUGUAAAGAGGCUCUGAAUGUUGCAAACGAUCAAAAUUACAGUGGUGAUUAUACUCUUUUUUUUUUCUUCCUCUACUGUUAUAAGCAAAUAUCUAAUUCCAGAGUUCCCUGAACCUUGUUUCAUUUA